UACAUAGUGGGACUCGGCAAGGGUCGCACAGGGGCCUGCUUGGGCUCGGUGUCGAGGUGUGGGACGUGGCCCGCCAGCUGGCCUCCUGGUGAGGAAGCUCGGUCCUGCACUAGCGGGGGAGGGAGGACAUCCUGGUAGGGAGGGGCCGCACUGCGGCUACUCUGGCCAGGGCCCUGGCUGCUUCUGCUAGUUUUGGCCUCUGUGUGCCAUGGAGGGGGAGGAGGUGGCUAAGGCACCUUGUGGCCUUGUGGUACAGAUGCUUUUCUGUCAGUGUGUGAGUACGUGUGUGUGCUUGCAGGUCUCUCUGGGGUCAUCCAUAUGAGCACACUACCCAACUGUUCCAGGAGAGGGUGAAAGCAUACUUGUGUCAGUGUUGGAAUGUGUGUCUAGGGUUGCGUGGACACUUCAAGCAUGUGUGCCGGCUGUGUGUGUGUGUGUGUGUGUAUGUGUGUCUGCAUGCCUGGUUAUACUAGUACUUCUCAUGGACCAGUAUGUCUGGCCGAGUCAGCUCUAGGGGCAGCGUAUUCUUUGGUCUCUGAAAGAGCCUCCUCCUGAGAGGCUGCCUGGCUCUGUAAAGGUCACUCUCCAGCUCUUGCCUCGGGAAGCUAAAAGAAGGCUGUUUUCUCUGCAGGUUUUACCCCUGGGGUGUCUGUAUCCCACUGAGGGGUAGACGCACCUCAGACCUUGGCAAGGGUCCAGCUUCCCUCCACCAUUUCUGUUUUGGAUCCCCCAGCACCAAGCAUGUCCAUGACUUACUUGUGGGCCUGGAGAAAGCAGGGUGGUUCUUGCUGGGCCACAAGUUGAAUUCCUCUCUCCUCCACCAGGCCUGCUUUCUACCUACAGUGACCACUGGAUUUGGUGGUGUGCCAAAGAGAUGGGAGUAGAGCCCAAAGGUUGGCACACAAGGCAAGGGAGAGGCCGGCAGAGUUGGUGUCACCUGCCUCUAGCAGUUCCCGGAAUCCACCUGUUUUACACCAGGUUUCUGGGGUGCUAGUCUCUAAAAACUGUCGCAUGGAGCCACGUUAGGCACCUCCUACUGCUCAGGAAGAUAGGAAGUAAAACCAUGACUCCAUUUUACUGACGGAUAGUGGGUGACUGGCUUGGUUCUCAUGCCAGAAGUGUCAGGGUGCUGGGAUCCUUCUGCUCUGUUGGUCGUGGGGAGAGACGAUGAUCCCUGACGGAACAGGUGAAGAUGGAUGUGGGUCUGACCUUCCUAUCCGUGAUAGCAGACACUAAGUGAAAUAAUGAUGGGGAUCCUGUCUUCUCACCCCCCCCCAGACUGCGGGGGGUGCUGGUUGUUAACACUUCCUGCCCUCAGAUGUCCAGUUGGCAUGUCUCCCUUUGAACUCAUGUUAACAUCCUGCACGAUCCAUGGUGGCCCAAAGGCUCUCCGCACUUCACAGACACCCAUCCAGACACACAGAUGGCUGUAAAGUCACACCUCUUCCCCUGCUGUACCUGCUACUGUUCGCCUCACCUGCUGGAGCCGAAUCUUGCUUCCCUGAAGCACCCUAGGUGGUCCAGAGGAUCAAGGCUGUGGAGGGGCAGACUCGGCUGCUCGUGGUGGACAAGGAGACGGAUGAGGAGCUCAGCAGACGGCAGCUGACCUGCACCGAGGAGAUGGCCCAUCGAGGCCUUCCACCAGUCCACAACCCCUGGGAACCAAAGCAUGACUGGGCACGCUCGGGCAGCCUUGGCUCGGACACUGGCCAGAAGGAUGUCAAUGGGCCCCCGAGAGAGCUGCGUCCCCGGCUCUGCCACUUGCGAAAGGGACCCCAGGGCUAUGGGUUCAACCUGCAUAGUGACAAGUCCCGCCCUGGUCAAUACAUCCGCUCUGUGGACCCGGGCUCGCCUGCUUCCCACUCUGGCCUCCGUGCCCAGGACCGGCUCAUUGAGGUGAAUGGGCAGAAUGUGGAGGGGCUGCGCCAUGCUGAAGUUGUUGCCAGAAUCAAGGCCCGGGAGGAUGAGGCCCGGUUGCUGGUGGUAGAUCCAGAGACUGAUGAACACUUCAAGCGGUUGCGGGUCAUACCCACUGAGGAGCAUGUGGAAGGUCCACUGCCAUCACCAGUCACAAACGGGACCAGUCCUGCCCAGCUCAACGGUGGCUCCGUGUGCUCAUCCCGAAGCGACCUGCCAGGCUCGGAGAAGGACAAUGAGGAUGGCAAUGCCUGGAAGCGAGACCCCUUCCAGGAGAGUGGCCUCCACCUGAGUCCCACAGCAGCCGAGGCCAAGGAGAAGGCUCGAGCUACCCGGGUCAACAAGCGGGCACCACAAAUGGACUGGAACCGGAAGCGAGAGAUCUUCAGCAACUUCUGAGCCCCUCUCUGCCUAUCCGGGAGCCCGGGGCCUCUUCCUGCACGGACCUUUGGCCUCUCCAGAGCUCCCCAAGCUCAGCAGACUGGAGGGUGGCUAUCAUGCUGCCCAGAAAACACCCAUGACCCCAUGACCCCUUGUCUUGUCCACUGGGUGCUGCGGAUGUCAUAGCGAGAUGAGGGAAGAGAGAAACCCAGAGAUGUGUGAGAGAGACAGAGACAGAAACAGACAGACAGGCAGAAAGACUGACAGAGAGACAGAGACACAGUGAGAGAGGGAGGAGCUAUGAAUGGUGGUUUGCCAAGGGCCUUUGCUGUUUGCCUCAGGCCUGCCGACUGAAAGGAAUUCAUGUUUUCGCUUUUUUUCCUAAAAGGUCUCCAGCUCCACAUAUGUUUCUAGUUAAUAGUGGAGCCCCCUCCCCCACCCCCUCGGGACUCACUCUCUAAAUAAUUGCAAUAAAACAAACCUUUCUCUGCAAACCCUUUCUUACCCACCCUGUCAGCAGCGCCAUCCUGAGCAGAGACCAGGGACUCCAGGGGACAGAUAGCCAGGGGCCGGCCCACAGGGCCAGCUGUGUCUGUAGGAACUUCCCUAGUGAGGGAUGGUCCCUAGGCCAGGCGGCUCUCCUCCGCCUGGCUACCCCUGCGCUGCCUCCCACGUGCCGGGUUCUGGAAUGCAAUGCCUCGGCUCUCUGAGGGACCCGGGGAUGGAGGUUCCCUGACUGCUGCGCGAGAGGGGAGCUCCGGACCACCCACCCCUGUCCUGCUCUGCAGCUCGGACCCUGGAGAUGGUGGGCCUGGCCCUUGCCUUCUGCCGACCUGGCACCCACCCUCUGCCCUUUCCUCAGUGCUUUCAACGCCCAGACUCACUUAUUGGCACCGCAGUCUGCCUCAUAAGCCAUAGCGCACGUGCGCACCCUCAAAUUAAACAGGCCUUGCCUUGGA
Molecule: messenger RNA, 3257 nt
Organism: Myodes glareolus (Bank vole)
Lineage: Eukaryota; Metazoa; Chordata; Mammalia; Rodentia; Cricetidae
Source: RefSeq, a predicted model, not a curated record